Cricetulus griseus (Chinese hamster) is the source of this 1215-nucleotide messenger RNA. The record is from RefSeq and is a predicted model, not a curated record. NCBI's taxonomy places the organism in Eukaryota, Metazoa, Chordata, Mammalia, Rodentia, Cricetidae.
AUGGCUGCUUCGCGUGGGGUGCCGCCAAUGCGGGUGCUGGAGGAGGCGCUGGGCAUCAGCUUCUCGCCCACGGACGACACGGCAGAGACGGGGGCCGCCUCUGCCGGCGAUGGCGCCUACUACCUGGAGCAGGUCACCAUAACUGAAGCUUCUGAAGAUGACUGUGAAUAUGAAGAGAUACCAGAUGACAAUUUCAGCAUCCCUGAAGGAGAAGAAGAUCUGGCAAAAGCAAUUCACAUGGUUCAAGAGCAGGCUACAGAUGUUCAGAUUCUGGAGCAGAAAACAGUUCUUCCUUCAAGGCAUGUAGCGCACGAAGCCAUAGAAGACUUUCUCUGUAAUUUCCUGAUCAAAAUGGAAAUGUGCAGAACCCUGGACUGCUUUCAGGCCGAAUGGUAUGAAUUAAUACAGAAGGGAGGGAGUGACCUCAGAGCACUCAGUAAUGUUCCAGAUGUCUACAACCAGGUGAUGCUUCUAGAGAACGAGAACAAAAACCUGAAGAAAGAUUUGAAACACUUCAGACAGGCAGCUGAAAAGGCCAAAGAAGAUCUACUGAAAACUCGGAAGGAACGGGACUUCCAUCGCAUGCAUCAUAAGCGCAUAUUGCAAGAAAAGAACAAACUGAUUGCUGACCUCAAAGGGCUGAAACUGCAUUAUGCAUCUUUCGAACCAACUAUUAGGGUAUUACAUGAGAAGCAUCAUGCUUUAGUGAAGGAGAAAAUGCUGACCUCCUUGGAAAGAGAUCGAGCUGUUGGGAAGAUUUCUGGGCUUCAAGCAACACUGAAGAACAUAGACAUAGGACAUAUUCAGGUCCCUGUAAUCAAGGGUAAGCAUGAAUCCAGUGCUAUAACUCACAAUCUGGGAGACAGAGCUACAAUUGGUCACAGUUGUGAGAAAGAAAACAAGCCUGAAGGCCCUACUCAGAAAUGUCUUCGUGAAGGCAGAGAAGAAAAUGGGACUAAACCAAAAACGAAGAGCGAAAGAAAGGCCUCCUUCAACAGAAUCCAAGAGGGUGCUAAUAUGGUCAGUACAAGAUCAUCGCUCUGCCCAACUCCAUGCCUCCAUCAGCAGGAGUGGAGAGGGAACUCUCAAACUUGGAAUAAGACCAUGCCUCAGCAGGGUUCCAUUUGCAAAAGACAGCAGAGUACAGGGAUACCCAGAAUAAAGCCAUCAAGGUCAUCUUGUCUCUAUCAGCCAGAGUCAAAUGGAAGAUUCUGA